Molecule: messenger RNA, 2601 nt
Organism: Solenopsis invicta (red fire ant)
Lineage: Eukaryota; Metazoa; Arthropoda; Insecta; Hymenoptera; Formicidae
Gene: SCCRO
Product: DCN1-like protein 1
Exons: 5
Coding region: 149-913 (254 amino acids)
Biological process (GO): positive regulation of ubiquitin-protein transferase activity; protein neddylation
Cellular component (GO): ubiquitin ligase complex
Molecular function (GO): ubiquitin conjugating enzyme binding; cullin family protein binding; ubiquitin-like protein binding
Source: RefSeq, a predicted model, not a curated record
GCGCGCGGCAGGUCGCGAAUACAUUCGCGCACAUUCGCGUGAUGUAUUCCCGUCGCCCGCGGCCUUCGCCGAACAUGCGCAUGUUCAUGUCAAGCGUAGUGCGAGGGGAAUAAUAUUUUGGCUUUCGGGGCCUAAAAUUAGCCGGAAAAUGCAUAAGUUAAAAUUUUCACAAAGGGACAAAGUAAAAAAAUUUAUAACAUUUACACAAACUGGAGAGCAAACUGCGAUAUAUUGUUUAGCCCAAAAUGAUUGGAAGUUGGAUCUCGCAAGUGACAAUUACUUCCAAAAUCCAGAAGCAUAUUACAAAGAACCGAAAAAUUCUGUUGACAAAAAGAAACUCGAAAUAUUGUAUAGCAAAUACCAAGACCCAAGUGAACCCAAUAAAAUUACGGCGGAUGGCAUUAUGAAAUUUCUUGAUGAUUUAAAUUUAAGUCCUGAGAGUAAAUUAGUUUUAAUCAUUGCGUGGAAAUUUCGUGCUGAAACGCAAUGUGAGUUUACUAAAGAAGAAUUUAUGAAUGGAAUGAUGGACUUGGGCGUGGAUAGUAUAGAUAAGCUAAAAGCAAGACUAGGUAGUUUAGAAAACGAUUUAAGGGAUCCUCUCAAAUUCAAGGAUUUUUAUCAUUUUACAUUUAAUUAUGCGAAAAAUGCAGGGCAGAAAGGCUUAGAUUUGGAUAUGGCAAUCGCGUAUUGGAAUAUUGUAUUAGAUGAUAAAUUUAAAUUUCUCCAAUUAUGGUGCCAGUUUUUACAGGAACAUCACAAACGAUCAAUUCCAAAAGAUACAUGGAAUCUACUAUUAGAUUUUGCACUUAUGAUAAAUUCGGAUAUGAGUAAUUAUGAUGAAGAAGGUGCCUGGCCUGUACUAAUUGACGAUUUUGUAGAAUGGGCACAACCGCGAGUUCGUCAAUCUCUCUAACGAUUUUCUUUUUUUCGCAACAUUCUCACACGUGAUGAUUAUUUAUUCGUUUAUAAAAAAAUAUAUUUUUCAAGUUACUUUGUGAAAUAACAAUUUUUUUUCAAUGACAAUUUCCGUUUUUGCUUUUGAAAAUAAUGGACAAAUUAAUGCACAUAAUAUAACGCGACUCAUAGUAUAUACUAUAUAUCAUCUUGUAAUAUGCAAUCUCAACAAUUUACAAUAUUUCGCUUCAGUAGGUGAUUUUAUUUGCUAAAAUAUGCAAAGAGAGAAAUCGUUUAAAUGUUUGCUUAAGAAAAAAAAUAACAGUUAUUUACUUAUUUAUUAAGUUCAAUUUGUGUGAAAUCUACUAACAACAUAGGGUAUACGAGAUUAUCAAUUGUAAAAUAAUUUAAUUGCAACUUUUGAUUUAUUUUUAAAGAGAAAAUAAGCAUUGCCUUGAAAUUUAUCAUAUUGUACAAAGUAAUAUGAUGUGUAAGAUGUUCAUUUACAUGUGGGAAUAGCAGAAAAUUGCUCAACUGUACUACUUAAGUAGUAUUUGCAAGCAAUUGAAAAAAAAAAGAAUACUUCUCAACGUUCUUUUAAAGUAAUGUCGGAAGCAAAAUUGGAAGAAGGAUUAGUCUAUACGUUCCUGUAGAUAGUAACUUCUAGAAAUUGCGUUGUUGAAAAUUGUUAUUAAAUAAAUUCUACGAUACUCUAUUACACAAUACUUAGAAUGUAUAUAAAAACAUAAAGAGAAAGAAAUCUGUAUUUUAGACAUUAUACUAUUUUGGCAUCUUUCUAUUUAUUUUUUUAUAUUUAAUCGAGAUAUACAGUAAAAAAAGAGAGAAAUUCAUUUUUUUGUAUUAGAUCACUUAUACAUGUAUAAUAUACUUAUGAAACAUUAUAUGAACAUUGUUCUAUAUGAACAAAUUAUAAAACUUUUUUAUAAACUGAAUUAAAUUUAAUUAAACAAUUUUUAUUUUCAAUUGUAUGUAACUUUAUCUGUUGAAUUGUCACAAAAAAAGUCAUUUGUGAUAAUAUUCUUUACAGAUUUAAUUCUCUUAACAAGUUUGUCAUAGGCAUUUUGUAUAUUAGACAUGAUCCCUUGUAACUACAUUCUAUAAAAAUUUAGCAGCAAUAUAUUUAGAUUUGUAUUUACACGAAAUAUGUGAAGAUUAUAAAGACAUAAUGUAAAAAAUUAUGUACUAUCAUAAACUGAAAAGAUUGUUAGGAAAUCAAAAUAUUAUAGCUAUAUAUACAUAAUGCGCGAAACACUUUUGAAUAAAAUUGUCUCGUCCACGCGUUUUUGAUUAUAUUUUAUAAGCAUAAUGUGAAGUAGACAAAGGAUAAAAAUCUCAACAGAUAUAAAGCAGUAUAAACUUAUUAUAAUAUGUAGUUACACAUAUCGCCAGGGAUGUCCGUUUGCGCAAUGCUAAACUCAUUGGAAAAGAAAUAUACCAUUAUUCGAAAUUCAUUAUUUUCGAAUAUAUAAAAUUAUUUCCUUAACAGUUUCAGCAUUGUGCAGACAAUAAAUUGUUUUACCAGCCUUAGGAAAAACAGAGAGAAAGUAAAUUGUACAUAAUGUAAAUAAAUAUAUCAAUCUUAAUCUAUUCAACCCGUCUGUUUAAACAAACUGCUGAAUAAAUAUACACCACAUUUCGUGUAUAUUAUCUCUAUGUGUUUAAAUAAAAAGUUCUGCUAAAAGUAUA